UCUAAUGGAGAAGAUGAAGAAGUGUAUUCUUUUCUUAUGAAUAAAUCGAAAGGGGAAGUAUCAUAUGUUAAGAUGGUUGAGAAGAUUUGCAGGAAGAAAAAGGUAGAUGAGGCUACGACAAAGCUGAGAGUUAGUUACUUUCCCUUCACAUUCCAAGGACGUAAGCUAAGACCAAAUUAUAUUCGUGAUGAUGAAGAUGUUGUGUGUUAUUAUGAGGAUGUGAGUGAAGAAGGGCUUAGAAGUGUAUUGCAUGUCGAAGUGACCAAUGACGUUGAACAAAAUCAGGGGAUCGAUGAAAAUGAGGGGUUUGAUCAAGUUUUAAGAGAGGAUUUAGUUAGAGGAUAUGUUGCAAAUAAUGAAGAUAUUCCUCUAGUUGGUGGAGCGGAUGAUAGUGGUGGUGGUGUCCUUGCUAUGUACGUUGGAGAACCAUCACAACAAUAUCCGGCUGUGGUGGAGAAUGAAGAUAGAGAUGUAGAAGGGAAUGCAUCCGAGGCUAUUUUAUGGGUAGAUGAGAUUGAUAUUACGAAGUCGGAGCCGUUGAGAUAUGUGGUGGCAUGUUCGGAAGCACAUAACGGGUGCGAUUGGUAUAUACGAGCUGCGAGGCGUGAUACGACUAAGCCUUUUUCUAUACGAACUCAUAGAAAUAUUCAUUCAUGCUCUCGGUCAAGUACAAGUACCGGGCGGCGAAGUAGAAGGAAAGGCACACCAACUAUGGUUGCUUCUUUGUUGGCUGAAGAUUAUCCGGGUAAACUUACCACGCCACCUCCAAAAGAUCUUAUUGAUUUGGUUCAAGGACGAUUUGGUGUGCAAGUGUCAUACUCUACCGCGUGGAGAGGGAAAAAAGAAGCUGCAAAUGAUAUUCGAGGUACCCCAGAGGAUGGUUUUAGGCUUGUGCAUUCGUAUAUGUACAUGUUAGAGAAGAUGAAUCAUGGUACAGUUUCAAACCAAAGUCUCAUCAAGGCAAUAGCUGAGGUAUAUCCGUCGUCCCACCAUGGGCAUUGUAUUUUCCAUUUGUCUCAGAAUGUGAAAUUAAAGGUUUUUGGAGUAAACAAAGCAGUAUGUGGAAAAAAGUUUCGGGAAUGUGCUCGGGCUUAUACGGAGGCAGAGUUCCUAAGGCUCUAUGAAGUUUUUUCGUUUACAUAUCCUUCGGCACGUACGUAUCUAGAUGAGUGGGCGGAUGUGACGAAAUGGGCUAGAUGUUAUUUUCGAGGAGAAAAAUACAACAUAGACACAAGCAAUUCUGUUGAAUCUAUUAAUGGUGUUUUAGAGAGAGCAAGGAACUACUCACUAUUACAAUUGAUAGAUGCGAUUGUGGGGAAAAUCGCGGAGUGGUUUGCCAAACAUAGAAAAGCUUCUGGACUAUUACCAAGUGGUCAAUAUUUGGUUCCUUUUGUGGAGAAGGAACUCCAUAUUACAAUUAAGAAAGCGAAAAAGUUGGUGGUGCGAGAGCUAAACGGUUAUAAUCUUGAAUAUAGUGUGAUUGGAGGCGAUGGUAAAAUUUAUUUGGUUGAUUUGAGAAGCAAAACAUGCAGUUGUAGGCGUUUUGAUAUAGACAAGUAUCCAUGUGUGCAUGCGAUAGCGGCUACACUUACAGCAAACAAGGAUGCAGCUCCUGAGCUCCGGGCACAUGAUUUAAGCUCAAAGUAUUAUUGGAUCGAGCUAUGGGUUUUGGCGUACACGAGGACAAUUUAUCCGGUUCCCCAUAAUAGCCAAUGGGUUCUUCCUCAGGAGAUAAUGCAACAGUUUGCCUAUCCUCCGGAUUAUGAGGUAAAACAAGGAAGAAGACAAGAAACAAGAUUCCCCUCCGUUGGAGAGCAUAGAGGACGUAAGAAGAGGUAGCAUGGAGCGGGCGGUUUGGGCGAGUGGUUUACCAAUGAUGGUGACGUUGAUGGAGAUGAUGCGGGUGACCAAGGUUGAUUUCUCAAUGCUAUUUAUUAGGUUAAUUUAAGAAACGAUGUUGUUUGUA
This is a messenger RNA of Arabidopsis arenosa, 1966 nucleotides long. The record is from the annotation of a GenBank genome assembly. NCBI's taxonomy places the organism in Eukaryota, Viridiplantae, Streptophyta, Magnoliopsida, Brassicales, Brassicaceae.